GUAAAAUGCUGUGUUUACUUUGUAAGGGUAAGGAGGUAAAUGAUCUUUCUAAGAAGGAAUUUAUGCAUCCAGGCAUAAUUGAAGGAAUCUUACAGAAACAAAACGUGAAUUUGAUUUACGUGACCGAUAUGUGUUACACUGCAAUUUGUUAAUUAAAGCCUGGCAUAAACCUGUAUAAUCAUAGUCACCAUGAUAAGAAUUAACACUUACGAACUUGAAGACAAGCUGUGCUAAGCAAGAUAUUAAAAAGAGCAUGGGCAUGUAGGAGCACUAUUUAUCAGACAUUACAAAGUGUAAAUGAAGUUAAAUUCUUCAUUACUUUAUACCAUCAUGGCAGAAAAUUCCACAACUAAUUACAAGAAAACUGUGGGAAUCAAUUCCCUGUAUAA
This is a messenger RNA of Acanthoscelides obtectus, 389 nucleotides long. Lineage: Eukaryota; Metazoa; Arthropoda; Insecta; Coleoptera; Chrysomelidae. The record is from the annotation of a GenBank genome assembly.